Messenger RNA from Lentinula edodes (shiitake mushroom), 1056 nucleotides. RefSeq lists its product as uncharacterized. Lineage: Eukaryota; Fungi; Basidiomycota; Agaricomycetes; Agaricales; Omphalotaceae. The coding region runs from base 76 to 870 and encodes 264 amino acids. The record is from RefSeq and is a predicted model, not a curated record. The transcript is spliced from 4 exons.
AAGAUUUGUUGAGAUAACAAGUUUGUGUAUACACUGAGCGCUUACAUUGAAGCAUUUCAAGUUUUCAACCACUUGAUGCCAGCUUCAUUACGACGAAUAGAUCCUGCAUGGGGCAUUUCUAUCGAAGAAAGCAACCCUGAGAAGGUUUGCAAAUACUCCGCGUGUCCCAGGCGCAGUACAGGAUAUGAAGGAAGGAAAAUGAAAGUGUGUGCAAGGUGUAAGCAUGUGAGAUACUGCAGCAAAGAAUGUCAAAAAGAAGAUUGGUCUGAGCAUAAGAAGAAGGGAUGUAAGGAUUACCAACUUGUAAAUGAUUACAGUGGCUGGAUGGAGGAAUACAGAGGUAUUUUUUCCUGGGCCGCAGCAGAAGCCUUGCGUAUACACACAUCCGAUGACAUUCUCCACAACGUUCUUCAAAUAACUGCAACUUAUGCAGACAGAGUUCCCGCCUUUCUUGGUCCAGUACCCUCCUCGUUCUAUAUCAUCAGCUCCAGAGUUGUCCCGCUUGACUCUGAUUCAAUCUCCGCGAUGUUAGCUAGUCCUCGCGACCGAGAGGAAUCUAGACAAAUACGUGCAAAUGGAGGAGUUGGACGGGCAAUUUUCUCCUUCCAAUUUCUCGAGGAUCCUUUCAAUGCAAAGACUACAGCUAUUUUUAAACCUUUCAAAAUCGAUUUUAAUGAUCCCCCAACACUGGGCUACGCACAUACAAUCGAUUGGAAUAGCUUGCUUCUGGGAACCGUCAAUGGGAAGAUUUCGGUCGCAGACCUCAGUCGGAGGAUCGAGUCACAACCAACACCCACCGAACAUGAAGAGCAAACUGCGGAUGAGGCGAACAUUCUUGUCGAUGGUUUGAAGGAUAUCUCUAUGACAUAGGUGGACCAGUCAAGUAAAUUUUCAACAAUAGGUCGACCGUCCCCUUGUGGGACCCUUCUUUUUGGACGGAACCGCCUAUCUAUUCAUCUAUCUAUACUCAAACUGAGUCCUCCCAAGUAGUUGGAAUUAGGUGCCGAUAACACGAGAUCUACUACGUCCAGCAACUGCUGAGGAGAGUAGUGGCUC